AGUAUUUUAUAUGAGUGUUAAGUAUUAUAUCUAAAGCGCUCUUCGGCGAUAAAAGGGAACUAAAACGUGCACUUCCGUAACGCUAAGGAUACACGCGGCAUAAUAUGUCAAAAGACUGGUAAAACAAAUAAUUGACAACAAUUGUAGAAUAAAAUGACAAAAUCAUACACCAAAAUCGUCAGCGAAGCUGAUGGACGCAAAAUGAUGGCCCAGGCCGCAUCGGAGGAUUAUGAUACAAACCUUAGGUACAGAACCAUUGGUGGAGUUAAGGGACCUCUGGUCAUUCUGGAAAAUGUAAGGUGUCCUAAAUAUGCUGAAAUGGUAAAUAUUAAUCUCGGUGAUGGGACCACAAGGCGCGGUCAAGUAUUAGAAGUUAGGGGCAAUGUUGCAGUUGUGCAGGUGUUUGAGGGUACAGCCGGUAUCGACAACCGUAGCUGUAGCGUAGACAUGACGGGAGAUGUCUUGAAGAUGGGUGUUAGUGAGGAUAUCUUAGGUCGCGUUUUUAACGGAAGUGGAAAGCCUGUAGAUGGUGGACCACGUAUCCUGGCAGACGAUUAUGUAGAUGUCAACGGCCAAGCCAUUAAUCCCAUGUGUCGUCUGCACCCGAGGGAAAUGUUGGAAACAGGUAUAUCUACCAUUGACAUUAUGAGCUCUAUCGUUUUGGGACAAAAGAUUCCUCUGUUCUCAGCUGCCGGGCUACCACACAACGAAAUAGGAGCACAAAUUUGUCGUCAAGCGUCUUUGGUUGACCGUAAGGAUGUUGUAGAUAGACACCCAGAUAACUUCGCCGUGGUAUUCGCAGCAAUGGGUGUAAACCUAGAAACCGCAUCAUUCUUCAAAAAUGACUUUGAACAAAAUGGUGCAAUGUCCAGAGUUGCUCUGUUCCUUAACUUGGCCAACGACCCUGCUGUGGAAAGAAUUGUUACACCCAGGUUCGCAUACACCACAGCUGAAUACCUUGCGUUUGAUAGGGAAAUGAAUGUUUUCGUCAUUCUCACUGAUAUGUCGGCCUAUGCAGAUGCCCUUCGUGAAGUGUCUGCAGCAAGGGAGGAAGUACCCGGUAGGCGUGGAUACCCAGGUUAUAUGUAUACCGAUUUGGCCAGCCUAUAUGAGCGAGCUGGUAGAAUACAGGGUUGUAAUGGAAGUAUCACUCAGUUCCCUAUUCUAACAAUGCCUAACGAUGAUAUUACACAUCCUAUACCGGAUUUAACAGGAUACAUCACUGAGGGACAAAUAUUUGUUGAUAGGAAUCUUCACAACAGAGGAAUAUACCCACCUAUCAAUGUCUUGCCUUCACUAUCGCGUCUGAUGAAAUCUGGUAUAGGUAAGGGAUUAACUAGAGAAGACCAUCCAGCGGUUUCUGAUCAGCUGUACUCCGACUAUGCCAUUGGUCAGGAUACCCGUACAAUGAAGGCAGUGGUAGGUGAAGAGGCCAUGUCCUCCCAGGACCUGCUCUAUCUUGAGUUUACCGACAAGUUCGAACAGAAAUUCCUAAAACAGGGACAAUAUGAGCGGAGAAGUAUCACCGAAUCGCUAGAUAUUUGCUGGGAAUUGCUGCGCACUUUCCCAGAGGACAUGCUCAAAAAGAUCAAAAAAGAUAUAAUCAAAAAAUACUACCCGAGGGGUCAAGCCUCAAAUAAUACAGAGUGAAAUGACACUUACACACAACAAAAGGAAAAAUUGUGUAAUAGAUAAAUGCGGUGAUAAAAAUGAGAUCGCAAGCUCGGCCAGAGUGGCCUAAGCGUGACACUAUCAUAUG
Babesia bovis T2Bo is the source of this 1759-nucleotide messenger RNA. RefSeq names its product putative Vacuolar H+ transporting ATPase subunit B. The record is from RefSeq and is a predicted model, not a curated record. Bases 154 to 1650 code for a protein of 498 amino acids. Gene Ontology annotation, biological process: proton transmembrane transport; ATP metabolic process. Gene Ontology annotation, cellular component: proton-transporting V-type ATPase, V1 domain. The transcript has a single exon. Gene Ontology annotation, molecular function: proton-transporting ATPase activity, rotational mechanism; ATP binding. Lineage: Eukaryota; Apicomplexa; Aconoidasida; Piroplasmida; Babesiidae.